This is a messenger RNA of Camelina sativa (false flax), 591 nucleotides long. NCBI's taxonomy places the organism in Eukaryota, Viridiplantae, Streptophyta, Magnoliopsida, Brassicales, Brassicaceae. The record is from RefSeq and is a predicted model, not a curated record.
AAAAAGGGUCAACAAAAACUUUUAUGACCCACAGAAACACUUCUUGAUUCUGUCAUAGAUAAGUAAAUAUUAAACCAAUUAGAUACAUCAUCUUCUCAUACAAAGAGAUCAUCAAUGAAGAAUCCGGUGGUGAAGACAUGGAGAAAAAUGAAGUCCUUUGGGCAUACAAGCUCUUCGACGACGGCCACGGUCAAGAAGAGCAAGUCUUGGACAGGCUCUAUUUCUCUAGAGGAUGCUAAUAGUAUCGAAUCAAAAGGUAAGAUGAGGAGGAAAGAGUCUCCCCAACAUGGGGUUUUCACGGUUUGCGUGGGUCCGACGAAACAAAGGGUCGUGGUGAAGACGAAAUUGGUGAACCAUCCAUUGUUCAGGAACUUGUUAGAAGAUGCAGAGAAUGAAUAUGGAUAUAGAGGCGAUGGACCCAUUGUUCUUCCUUGCGAGGUUGACUUCUUCUUCAAGGUUUUAGCCGAGAUGAAUGCAGGGAAAGGUGAUUUCGAGUUUCAGGGUGAGCACCACAAAGACAACAGUUCUCCUCGACUGGCAUACCCCAAAUUACCAACCUUGAUCUUGUGGGAAGGCGAUUUAAGUGGGUGA